AUGAAAGUUCAAUUCGUUUUAUUAAUUGUGGGGUGGUUUGGCCAUUUUGGCACUCUUGCAGCAUCCGGUAAGUUUGUAAAAACAACUUACAAUAUUUUUUUUGUUAUUUUAAAAUUGUAUCAGAAAUAACCACAAGCGUUUGCUAAAUAUAUAUAUAUUGCAGGACCAAAUAAAGACUGUAUUUCUCCGAGAAAAGUUUAAGUAUUUAUAAAUAAAUAGUCCGAUAUUUCCUUGACUUCUAGAGUAGAUUUUAUUGUGAUUUGGUAUUUCAGCCGUGAGAAUAUUUCAAUUGAAAUCAAUGAACGGGAGAACGGUUCCAAGCAACAAAAAAAUGAUUGAUUGUCGUGGUUGUUGUUUUUUAUCUUGAAAUCUAGACUGCAAAAAAAAAUUCCCCACUAUGGUAAGCGGGUGAGUGGUGGUGGCGGUGGUUGGGAGUGGUGGACGUGGAACGGCCGUUUAGCUUUGCUGUAGAGAAACCCCAUUAUAGGGAGUUCCUCCUCCCUCAUUGGCCUUGUUUUUUUUUCCUUUACUAAUACCGUUUUAUUGAACAUGUUUAAUAGGUUGUGGGCUACUGGUCAACAAUACCCUUAAGAGUCCUGGAUAUCCAAGCCACUACCCAAGCAAUACACACUGUGUGUACAGUGUUUCUAUUCCAGAGGGAAUGGCGCUGAAAAUAGUGUUUCUCGAUUUUUGGUUGCAGGACCCUCUAAUACCACAUAUAAUGUCCUUGUGGUGAGCAAUUAUAGUAUACAGGUUACUUGUAAGACCAGCUUGUUCGCAGGGUAGUUUAAUACAUUCUUAUUCAACCUCUCCUUCUUUUUCCAAUAAGAACCAUAAACACUUUGUGUAGUUGAAAAUGUGGAAGUGAAUAACAAAAUGCUCAAUAAAGAAUUGAAACAAUUUGUUAACCUUGUGAAACUCUACCCUGCUAGCAUCAUGUUAGAAUUUUAAUAUAUGAAGUGUGGGCUAUUUAUUUCUAUAUUUAAUUUCUUGCAGCUUCUCCGAUUACCUAAAGGUUGCAGACGAAAACAAAGUGGAGGUUGGUAGAUUCUGUGGGGAGCUUACUGGCGAAGAAGCUGUCGUUGGAGGAAGUCGAGCAUUGUUAACUUUUUACUCAAACGGAUGGACCGAAAAAAGAGGAUUUUUCCUUAAUUUUACUUUUUCAAAGCCUUGUAAGUGUCCAAAGCGUGCUGCGAGUUGUUAUGGUGGGCUUCGAUAUGCAAGUGUGUCACUCACUCAGAUGUAGGCAAUAUUCGGCUCCGAAAUCGAGAGACUUCGGUGUCCGAUAUGAAAACGACAUAUUUGCGUUGUUGCCGAAGUGCACUUUGGAUACUCAUUCACUUGCUCUAACUCUGUCAAUAUAAUAUACGAUGAGUAUCUCGAUCAUAGGGCCGCUUGAACGGUGUAACCCCUGAGACCCGGAGAGUUGAGCUCAUGGAUACGCAAAGCGUGUUUUGAGAGGUACAUGCACUACAGCCGCGGGAAUGUUUUUGGGCAUAUAAUUGCGAAUAAAUUAUUUUUUUAUCACGUGACUUCUAAAUUUUCUAUACGAUGUAUUCGCUAGUUCCGCAUUGUUUUUACUUUGAGCAUGCAUUGAUAUUGCAUGUCAUUAUGAUGCAUUGCAUCCCUCUUUAUUGUAUUGCAUUGCAUUGUAUUUUUUGUAUCGUAUAGGAUUAAACUAGUCAAAAGAGUCAUUCUGGUACCGGAGUUGCUAAGGCGUUUACGCGUUAGUAAAUAGGGAAUUUCAUGAUGCCUCGACGGCAGCGGCAAUGAGGACGUCAAAAAUCUAGUAGGCCCCCUGCAAGCGAACGCAACAUUGUUGCUUCCUCUUGCAUGUCGCUUAAGGUUAGGUUUCUCGAGAAACUUCCGACUCCGACUCUAUUCUAAUCCAUUGUGUUGAAGUAAAUGCUGUUUUUUGCGUAUCAUUGUACUGCACCUAAUAACGGAAGAAUUUAUUUGUCUUUUCAGUCUUUCCCAAUAUUACAGCACCAGUUCCAGGAACUAUUAUUCGCACACCAGCUGGUGUCACGAAACUAAAGUGCACAUCCACGGGAACACCUCCGAUAUACACAGCAAUAAUAUUCAACGGAACUGUCCGGAAAAAUACAACCAGAUCUCCAGAAGUAAGCUUAAAUGACGAAGGAAACUACAGUUGUGUUGCCACCAGCUAUUAUGGAACUAAUAUAAGAAUUAUUCCUGUUGUUAUCAUAGGUAAGACUAUGUUCUAUUAUUUAUUGAGUUUAGCUACUAACCUUCCUAUUAUUCCAAAAAAUGCGGGAUUUUGAGAUGCCAUUCUGGAUCAUGAUUAACAGCUUGGCCGCGUGGUGAGUUUAUAAGUUUUAAGUGUUUACAAGUGAGAACCUCUCAUUAUUCAGGGAUAUUGUCUCCAAGUUUCAUAUUUUCGUCGUCAACAAUAGCCAACAUUUCUGCAUCUUUCAAAUGCAUUGUUAGCUACUGCUGUUUAUGUAAUAUAUCAAACAUGAGAUGCAGUGUUUCAUCACCAGAUGAAACACCGAGAAGAGAGUUGAAAAUACGACGCGCAGCGGAGUAUUUUUGACGAAAAUCAUUUUUGAAGGAGAAAUUAAGGAUGCAAAAAUGAGCAGUUUUUCAUCAGAUAUCCAAACACUCAUUAAACAUUAAUUUCCUUUGAAUUUUCUUUAUGAAUUAUUAAUGAGUUUGAGAAGGGAAAAUGAAACUUGGAGACAACGCCCCUUGAAUAAUAAGAGACGGGUCUUGCUUGUUAACACCAAGUUUUCGACAAAAUUAGCCAAUGUUAGCCCUUUUUUUACUGCCUUGCAAAGGUCAUAUAAAACGACUAUUAAUCUCGAGAAUCUCAAUUUUUUUGGCCUCAUAUCCCAGCUGGGAUGACGAGCUUGGGUGAUCUAGCAGUUUCAAAAUUAUUCGCUUAUCUGUUUAAGUAUGCCAAACUGUUUACAAAACCUCUAACUGGAGCGCCUCAAAGCAUACUAAUGAAAUCCUUCUUUGUUGCAAUCGACUAAAGCUAUCUCCAUGAUCUUUCAAACACGUUUUUAAAAAGAUUGAAACUACUAUGAGAUAAAAUUGCUUAUAGUAUCCAUUUUUUUGUUUUCAUACAGUUAUGUACUACGUUUUCUUCUUUUGUUAGUUGUUUAAGAGUAAAUAUUGUACCUAUCUAUUUUUAAAGUAAAUUAUUUGUAAUUUUAGUUAAGCACUAGUUAGAGAUGCAAGCGAGGAGCCACAUAGUGGAUGUAUUGCAUUAAAGUCAUUAUUAUUAUCAGUAUUAUUAUUAUUAUUAAUUUAAAAGCGUUUCCACGGAUAACGGCUGAACAUCAAGAUUGUCCAGUUUUAACCGUAUUUCCGACUUUUCGACCAUAAAAACUUCAUCCCAAAGUAUGUCGAUUUCCCCAGUGCCACGAAAUACAGCUGCAAGUAAUAUAAGACUGAUAUAUAUUGACCCUGAAAAACCCUACCGAGCCACCUUAAACAUGAUCCAAAAUGGCGGCUCAUAGAGUGGCAUGUUUUAACAUCUUUUAAGAAGGUUUUUAUUGGACCGGAGGGGCUUUGAAGGCUCUGAGAACAGUCAGAAACUCAAUGCAUUGUCAUCUUUUUACGUGUGUCUGGAGUGAAACAGAGGCUGUGUCAUGGUUGUCCUGUUUAUUUUGUAAUACAGUUCACUACGCGUUCAUAUUCUCUAUGGAAUUUGAGAAUUUUAAGUUCGUGUCAAAGAAAUAUGCCUCUCAAACAUUAUUUUAAAAGUUGCAAAACGAACAAUGAACUUUAAAAAAAGUGUUAGGUUAACCAGUUGCCAAUAACCACGACGCCGAUCCGUUUCAAUCUUCUUCAAGUUUGCCCAUACGUUACUCCUUUUGAAUUUACUGUACCGUUGAUACCCUCUUUUCAUGUUGUGAGCAGUAAUUGUUGUUUUUCAAUCAGUUUGGUCGUGGUUUCUACCGUUGAAAUUUUGAUAAUUGUGGUGUCACAGCCCCUUAAAGGAGCUGUGUCACGAAAUUCAGCCAAAUUAAGAACUUACAAAAUGCUCCUUAAAUUUAGAGAAACAUAAAAAUAACCACUUAAAACUUUAAAGGAAGGUUAAUAUAACAUAAGAGAAACAACAGAUGCCACGGAUGGGCAAAACUGAAGAAGAUUGAAACAGAUUGAAAUUAGGGUUUUUGAAAACUGUUCAGCCUAACAGUUUUUCAAAGUUUGCCCCUGCUGAUUGACUUCAAAAAUAAUGCUCAGGAGACAUAUUUGUUUGUCUCGGAUCUCUGAUGUUCUCAUUUAAAUGUAAUUUCUUUGCUUACUUUAAGUUCCAUACCGAUUGAGGGCGAGUAAUUGGCAAAAUUAAACAAGAUGAACUGGACUACCGUGACACAGCCCCUUUAAAGAAAGGUGCUUUUCAUUUCACAGGUUGUGGCUCGGUUUUUAACAAUACAUUGAAAAGCCCUGAUUAUACAAAUGACUACCCAAGCAAUAUGCACUGCGUUUACAAGAUCGCUAUUCCAGGGGGCAUGGCAUUGAAAAUCACCUAUCAAGAUUUUCUUUUGGAGUAUCCAAAUGUUUUUACUGGGAAAUGGUAACUUGAGAAACAUUCUUUAUUGACUUUCUAUUACGUCAGGGGCACCCAACGUCAAUUUUCGGAAAAUAUCUGUUCGGAAGACGAUUUGAGAUCUCGAACUUUCGGAACAUUUGUUGUAAAAUUUCUUGCUUGCCUGCCUCUCCUAGGAUUUUCGAACGUCUAAACAAUGGUAUAAUUGCCCAUUUUUAAGGGAUUUUUACCCUAAAAAGAUCACCUAGAAUUUUCGGGAGCCUUUUAUCUGGCUGAAAUUUUCGAAAAGGUAGGUUUUGAUUCCUAUAAUUUUCGGAUCACUAGACUUUCAGCUAGGAAAUCCGAACAGAUGAAAAAUUUUUAGGGGAUAAAAAUAUGCCUAUAUCUACCGUUUAAAUACUAAAAUACGUUUAACAAUGCUAUGUUUAAGUGGUUUUGAACUAUGUUCUUGUUGGGUGCCUCUAUUACGUCUCUUAGCCAUACUGUCUAAAAAGGUAAACACUAAAGAAUUGUUUUCUUCAGGUGGGGUAUCCACGAACGAAGUGGUGGCUCUCAAACUCUCAAUUUUGAACUGGAAAGUGGCUCUUUCUUCUUUUCGGCUUAUUCCAGGGCUUACCUAUUACAAAUCGUUUUCUAUAAUUCACAAGAACUUUGGCUUGUCAGGUGACGGCCAAUCUUAAAUUGGACCACAAUAAAAACUACUGGAAUUUCCAGUAAUUGUGUUAUUCAUUAUUGUUAUCGAUAUUUAAAGUCACACUUACCUAGGCAUUCCUUGACGCAAUUUUGAAACGAAAAAGCAGUCUUCUCUAUCAUAUAUUGAGCGAUAUAUGCCAUGUACACAUGCCUUAGGUAAAUUGACAGUAUUCAAAUAAGUUGUCCACUGAGCAGCUUCAAGUUCACUCGGCUAACCAUCAAUGUUACGAUUGUGAGUCCACCGCCCCCCUUCCAACACCAUAGCAUAAAGAAACCCCCUUAAGCUAGUUUUAUUAUUGAUCAACCAUAAUUUUGCGUUUCAGUUAUGAUUAUUUAAACGUUACAGAUGAUGAAAACAAUUACGUUACUCAUGAUUGUCGUCAAAGUACUGGGAAGGAAAUAUUUGUGGGUGGCAAAGAAGCUUUGAUAACAUUCCACUCUGACGGUGAUUACCAAAAGAGAGGAUUUAUGCUGCUGUUCACCUUUAUUCAUCCUAGUAAGUGAUUUUGUAAGAAUUGAGUUCAACAAAACCACUGUUGCGUGGAUCGUACGUGGAUCACUAAGAUGGAAGUGAACAACUUUUUGCUACAUUUCUAUCGGUUUGGUCCAGUUGUUUUCGCAGCUUUUUUUUUAACUUGGCGGUUAAGAAAUGCUUUUGGUGAUAAAUUUCAAGAGAAAAUGUAAGGAAGCAAUUUGGACCACUAGCUUUAAAACAAGAACAAAUUAAAAAAAAAAAAACAUCGAGGUAAGAGAACAGGUGUUUAAUUCGUAGACGGGUUUCAUCUGCUCUGUCAAGCAUGUGUUCUUCAAAUGUGCUGAAGUGCGUUCAGUUUUUUUAAUUCAUGUUAAAUCCGGCUCAAACAGAGUUUUCCUGUAGAGGUUCGAGGACAAAAUGCCUUUUGAAUACUAUAUUUAAAAUAUAGAAGACCACCUGUAGUGAUUUAUUUUAUUUAUUUAUUUUCUUUUUUCACAUCAAUAAGCUUUACCCAAGAUAAUUCUACCAGACCCUGCUUUUAUUGUGCGAGCAUUUAAAGAUGCUAGAUUAUCAGUAACAACCACUGGAACUCCACCGAUAGUUUUGAGUCUUAUGAAGAACUCCACAGUACUUGGACGUGCAGUCAGCGCUGGAAAGUUCAAAUUAUCAGGUCAAGGAAACUACAGUUGUGUAGCAGUCAAUAAUUAUGGAAACUAUACGAGAAUUGAUUUCAGUGUCGUUUUUAUCGGUAAGUACUGUUUGGUUUGUGAUGUUGUAUCAUUUUUCUAUCGAAUCCCCCUUAACCAUCGGACGAACAUUCAGUCACACCCCCACCGUGGUACAAGGGGAGGGGGGGGUGAUAGAACCCCCUUGGGUUUUCGAUAUGCUGCAAUUUUGCCUACGGUGGAAAGCCUUUGAUCGUCUCUACAAGAUGGAGAUAUAUUUUAUGGGUGUUGGCGCUGCUGAAGGUCUGUGACGUCACCAAACAUGGUCGCCAUCUUGACCGCCGUCUCGGAUUUUUUCAAGAAUUAGAAAUCAGGAAAAACAGUGUGAAUUAAUAAUUUUUUGCGCUUAACAUGUAAAAUAACUCAUAAAUAAUUACUUUGCAUCAUUUCAUCCACAAGUUUUACUUUUGAAAAAAGUUGAAAAAACAUGCAUUUUCACUCAAAAAUGGCUUGACACCUGCUACUUAUGACGUCUUAUAUCGUAACCAUAGUAACUGACCGCCACUAAACUUGUCUCAAAAUGCGCGCGAAGGAUAAACUAACAGCUACAGAAAACUUCAGGUGCUGAUGUUUUAUCGUCUAGGGAAAAAAUCAGAAAAACCUUAGUGGGGGUGGCUACCACUUCCCCUUCACUUGUACUUCUUAGGGUUAAUACAAUCUGUCCGUCAAACUGCGUACAUGUAAGUUAUUGUUUUCAAACAAUCCUAAUAGUCAAAAAUAGUCAUUAGAAGCUUUUUAUUCUCUUAUCUUUAAAUAUUGUUUGAUGCAGAUUGCAGACAAGAAUGCACUAUGUCUUCCGAGGUGAUUCCUGAAAAUAUGAUUUUUUGUCAGAAUGUAACGUCUUCCCUAUCUGACUUUCUCGAGGAAUGCGCACCAACGAUUACCCACAGUUUGUAA
This is a messenger RNA of Porites lobata, 7315 nucleotides long. Lineage: Eukaryota; Metazoa; Cnidaria; Anthozoa; Scleractinia; Poritidae. The record is from the annotation of a GenBank genome assembly.